This is a messenger RNA of Cryptotermes secundus, 4761 nucleotides long. RefSeq names its product protein flightless-1 (gene fliI). The transcript is spliced from 23 exons. The record is from RefSeq and is a predicted model, not a curated record. Gene Ontology annotation, biological process: actin polymerization or depolymerization; actin filament severing; barbed-end actin filament capping. Lineage: Eukaryota; Metazoa; Arthropoda; Insecta; Blattodea; Kalotermitidae. Gene Ontology annotation, molecular function: actin filament binding; phosphatidylinositol-4,5-bisphosphate binding. Bases 87 to 3836 code for a protein of 1249 amino acids. Gene Ontology annotation, cellular component: nucleus; cytoplasm; actin cytoskeleton.
ACAAGGCGGACAAGGUUGACAACUCACGUGGGAGUUAUAUCUUUCGUUUCAAAUUAGUGGUUGGAAAUGGAGUCAUAAAUAUUGAAAUGGCGAAUACAGGGGUGUUGCCGUUUGUUCGAGGAGUUGAUUUUACGAGUAAUGAUUUUAGUGAUGGAAAGUUCCCUGAUGCAGUGCGAUUGAUGACAGGUGUUCAGUGGCUGAAACUGGACAAGACAAACUUAACACAGAUACCGGAAGAACUGGGGAAGUUACUGAAAUUGGAACAUCUGUCACUGGUACGAAAUGAUCUUGAACGAUUGUACGGGGAACUAACCGAACUUGGUUGCCUACGGACGCUCAAUAUCCGCCAUAACCGAGUAAAGAGUUCAGGAAUUCCAGCAGAGCUGUUUCGUUUAGAGGAACUGACCACUCUUGAUUUGAGCCACAACAACCUUAAAGAAGUUCCAGAAGGACUAGAGCGAGCAAGAGCUCUGCUGGUUUUGAAUCUGAGUCACAACCACAUUGAUUCAAUUCCAAAUGCACUCUUCAUGCACUUGACGGAUUUACUCUUCCUGGAUCUGAGUUCGAACAGUCUGGAAACUUUGCCACCUCAGACCAGAAGGUUGGCCAACUUGCAGACAUUGAUACUCAACCACAAUCCACUGGGGCAUUUUCAACUCAGACAGUUACCAUCUUUGAUGAAUUUGGAAACGCUCCAUAUGCGUGAUACACAGCGCACUCUAAACAACAUUCCAGGAAACAUGGAUAGCCUUACAAACUUGACAGAACUGGACUUGGCACAAAAUGCAUUACCCAAAGUUCCUGAAGCUCUGUAUUCAUUACGAAAUUUAUGUAGACUGAACUUAAGUGAUAAUGAAAUCACAGAGCUGUCCCAGGCAAUAGAAUUUUGGCAGCACCUGAAGACUCUAAACCUUUGCCGCAAUAAACUGACAGCAUUGCCAGCAUCCUUGUGCAAGGUCAUGACCUUGUGUCGGCUCUAUGUCAAUGACAAUCAACUGGAUUUUGAGGGGAUUCCAUCAGGCAUUGGCAAGUUAAGUAACUUGGAAGUGUUCUCUGCAGCAAACAACCAGCUGGAAAUGAUUCCUGAGGGAUUGUGCAGGUGUGGGUCAUUGAAGAAGUUAAUCUUGACAGCAAAUCGCUUGAUAACUCUACCAGAUGCAAUCCAUCUUCUUACUGAUCUUGACGUGCUCGAUCUUCGAGAUAAUCCUGAACUUGUGAUGCCACCAAAGCCAACAGAAGUACAACGAGGGUCAGGAAUUGAGUUCUAUAAUAUUGACUUUUCUCUUCAGCAUCAGCUACGACUGGCUGGUGCUAAUGUUCCUGUACCAGCUCCUUCAAACAAUCUGAGCAAGGAUCCAAUAGCUCGCAAGAUGCGCUUGCGCCGAGGUCGACGUGAUCAGGAAGAGGCUGACCAAGAUCAAGCAAAAAUCCUGAAAGGAAUGAAAGACAUUGCGAAAGAUAAGAACAAGCAAAAGACAGCAGAGGAAGUGAAAGCUGAGUCCUUGAAACCGAAGAGAUGGGAUGAAACGCUUGAGAAACCUCCACUUGACUACUCUGAGUUCUUUGAUGAUGAUGCCGGUCAGAUCCCAGGACUUUCCAUCUGGGAAAUUGAAAAUUUCCUUCCUAACCAAAUUGAGGAGGCAGCACAUGGAAAAUUUUAUGAGGGUGACUGUUACAUAAUCCUUAAGACCUCUGUUGAUGAUACUGGGUCUCUUGCAUGGCAGAUCUACUUUUGGAUUGGUGACAGGGCAACACUGGACAAAAGGGCCUGUGCAGCUAUACAUGCCGUAAACUUGCGUAACUACCUGGGUGCGCAGUGCCGGACAAUCCGGGAAGAACAAGGCGAUGAAUCCGACGAGUUCCUCGGUCUCUUUGACACAGAUAUUGCCUACAUUGAAGGUGGUCGCACUUCCAGUGGGUUCUUCACUGUUGAAGAUAUGACCUACGUGACUCGCCUGUAUCGAGUACAUGCUUCAGGUUGCUCUUCCAUUCAUCUUGAGCCUGUCCCAGUUUCUGUUGAGUCUCUGGAUCCACGAUUUGUAUUUGUGCUUGACACCGGUCUCAAGAUCUUUAUGUGGUAUGGCAAGAAAUCAAAGAACACCUUGAAAUCAAAAGCCAGGCUUAUGGCUGAGAAGAUCAAUAAGAAUGAACGCAAGAAUAAAGCAGAGAUAAUUACAGAAAUGCCGGGUGAUGAAAGUUCAGACUUUUGGAAGGUUCUGGGUGAUGAAGAUGGAAUGCCACCUGAUGACCCUAUUGUGGAACAUGUUGAUGCAGACUUCAUGCCAGCCAUGCCAAGAUUAUACCAAGUGAGACUGGGCAUGGGGUAUUUGGAGUUGCCGCAAGUGGAGGUCCCCCACAGCAAAAUGGUUAACACUGUUCUCAAUAAUCGCAACGUUUAUAUCCUUGACUGUUAUCUUGAUGUGUUUGUAUGGUUUGGUAAAAAGUCGACACGUCUGGUAAGAGCUGCAGCAGUAAAAUUGUCACAAGAACUGUUCACUAUGAUAGACCGGCCCGAGUAUGCCCUAGUCACAAGAGUGCAGGAAGGUACAGAAACACAGAUGUUCAAGUCAAAAUUUAGUGGAUGGGAUGAAGUAAUUGCUGUAGAUUUCACACGCACUGCUGAAUCUGUCCAGAAGACUGGCGCAGAUCUCACAAAAUGGGCCCGUCAACAGGAAACAAAGGCAGAUCUGGCAGCUCUCUUCACUCCACGACAACCACCGAUGUCAGCAUCUGAGGCCCAGCAGCUAAGCGAAGAGUGGAAUGAAGAUCUGGAGGCCAUGGAAUCUUUCGUGCUUGAAGGCAAGAAGUUUGUGAGACUGCCGGAAGAGGAAUUAGGCCAUUUCUACAGUCACGAUUGCUACGUUUUUCUUUGUCGCUAUUGGGUGCCUAUUGAUGUACCAGAUGAUGCAAAUGGAGAAGCAGAAACAGAACCAGAGCAGUUGGAGGAUGACUACCAGUGCAUUGUGUACUUCUGGCAGGGUAGAGAGGCCUCCAAUAUGGGGUGGCUCAACUUUACUUUCAGCCUUCAGAAGAAGUUCAAGUCAUUAUUUGGAGAGAAACUGGAAGUUGUACGAACACAUCAGCAGCAGGAGAACCUCAAAUUUAUGGCACAUUUCAAGCGGAAGUUUGUCAUUCACCAGGGCAGGCGAAAGGAGGCAGUGCCACGAGAUGGUCCACCUCCAGUUGAGUUUUACCAUCUUCGAUCCAAUGGGAGUGCUCUGUGCACUCGUCUCAUACAGAUAAAACCAGAUGCUGCUGCCCUGAACUCUGCCUUCACAUAUAUUCUGAAAGUUCCGUUCGAUAAUGAAGAGUCAUCUGGAAUAGUUUAUGUUUGGAUCGGAUCCAAAGCAGAUCCGGAUGAGGCGCGACUAAUACAGGAGAUAGCAGAGGAGAUGUUCAAUAAUCCAUGGAUCGGCUUUCAGACACUCAAUGAGGGUGAGGAGCCAGAUAAUUUCUUUUGGUUGGCCCUUGGUGGCCGGAAGGAAUAUGAUAAAGAAGCUGAUUUUAUGAACUACACACGUCUAUUCCGAUGUUCUAAUGAAAAGGGAUAUUUCACAGUUUCUGAGAAGUGUUCUGACUUUUGCCAGGAUGAUUUAGCUGAUGAUGAUAUCAUGUUGCUGGACAAUGGUGAACAGGUGUUCUUGUGGCUUGGUGCCAAAUGCAGUGAAGUGGAGAUCAAACUUGCCUACAAAUCUGCCCAAGUAUACAUCCAGCAUUUGCGAGUAAAACAGCCAGAUAAAGCUCGCAAACUCUUCCUCACAUUGAAAAAUAAGGAAUCAAGGAGAUUUACAAAAUGUUUCCAUGGUUGGGGGCCCCACAAAAGACCACCUGAAUAAUUAAAGAAAAGUGGAAGUGUACAGAUUGUGGUGGGAGUUUUCAUGAUUUAUCAGUAUUUCUGUAGAUUCUUUCAGUGCAGUCAUAGUGUGCCAUGUGGGAAUGGCAUUUUCAGUGAACAUGAAACUUCUAAGCACAAAUGUGUUAUGCGCACCUUUAUAAGGUUAUUCAUUGUGAAAAUAAGUAUUUCAAGGAUACACAGAAGUGAAUAUCUCGGAUUUAUGAAUAUUAUCAGUAACAGGUUUAUAAAAUUUAAAUUCCUUUUUGUGUACUCAUGGUACAUAUAUGAGGGUUGUUCAGAUGAAAUGUGUUCAUGCAUUCAGCCAGGCCACAAGGAUAUAAUGGAUCCAACAGCAGCCCAGGGGGUUCUUGGCAAAGGGGAUCCAUCAGCUGGUGUGUUAGUCAGAGGAUGACUACCAUAGUGUCCACUGGGACUAUUUAAUGACUUCUGUUUCUUCACCAAGAACAGUCUUUGAAUGGGUUUCAUUUAAACAACCCUAAUAUAUACAGUAUAGUUAACAUUUUUUGGAAGCCAGUAUGCCAAUGAAAACUGUAAGAAAUUGAUGAAAAUAAUUCUAAAUAUUUAUUUAAAAUGCAGUUUGAAUAGAUGAGAAAAAUAUGUGGUUUCAAACUUCAAAAUUUAGUUGGUAUUCAGUUUUCUUGAUUGCUGCGUAGGAAUUAGUGUGGGCAAUAAUUGUGCAGUGCCUGGAAGUAACAAUUUUUAUAUUUAUAUAUGCCUCCAGGAUGACAUAAAAUUUAAACAAUACUUGUCUUUUUAUACUCUUUGUAUGUCCUUGCAACUGUGGCAAACAAAACAAUAUGUAGAUUUGUUCAAAUUUAAUGUUUUCAGUUUUACUGUAUGGGAAUGGCAUGUUGUAUGUAAAUAUUUAAGGUCACCUCCAAAAAGAGGAGACUUGUGUUCACAUG